UGUGGCUCUCGGUCCUCCUGGCGCGCGCGCGCGCGCGCGCUCCGCCCCGGCCCCAGGCUGGCGCGCACUCACUCGCUCGCCCCUCCGUUCCGGCUGCACUUGCCCCCACCCCACCGGUCUGGGAUGUACCUUUCCAUCUGUUGCUGCUUUCUUCUCUGGGCCCCUGCCCUGACACUUAAAAACCUGAACUAUUCCGUGCCGGAGGAGCAAGGGGCCGGCACGGUCAUUGGCAACAUCGGCAAGGAUGCUCGACUGCAGCCGGGGCUUCCGCCGGCUGAAAGAGGCGGCAGCGGCGGCGGGCGAAGCAAGUCCGGCAGCUACCGGGUGCUGGAGAACUCGGCACCGCACUUGCUGGACGUGGACGCCGACAGCGGGCUCCUGUACACCAAGCAGCGCAUAGACCGCGAGUCCCUGUGCCGCCACAACGCCAAAUGCCAGCUGUCCCUGGAAGUGUUCGCCAACGACAAGGAGAUCUGCAUGAUCAAGGUAGAGAUCCAAGACAUCAACGACAACGCUCCCUCGUUCCCCUCGGAUCAGAUCGAGAUGGAUAUCUCGGAGAACGCCGCCCCCGGCACCCGCUUCCCCCUGACCAGCGCCCACGACCCGGACGCAGGUGAGAACGGGCUCCGCACCUAUCUGCUCACGCGCGAUGACCACGGCCUCUUUGCACUGGACGUCAAGUCCCGCGGCGACGGCACCAAGUUCCCCGAGUUGGUCAUCCAGAAGGCGCUGGACCGCGAGCAACAGAACCACCACACGCUGGUGCUGACCGCCCUGGAUGGGGGCGAGCCGCCGCGCUCCGCCACGGUGCAGAUCAACGUGAAAGUGAUCGACUCCAACGACAACAGUCCGGUCUUCGAGGCUCCUUCCUACCUGGUGGAAUUGCCCGAGAACGCCCCGCUGGGCACGGUGGUCAUCGAUCUGAACGCCACCGACGCCGACGAGGGUCCCAAUGGGGAAGUGCUUUACUCCUUCAGCAGCUACGUGCCCGACCGCGUGCGGGAGCUCUUCUCCAUCGACCCCAAGACGGGCCUGAUCCGCGUGAAGGGGAACCUGGACUAUGAGGAGAACGGGAUGCUGGAGAUUGACGUGCAGGCCAGAGACCUGGGGCCCAACCCUAUCCCGGCCCACUGCAAGGUCACGGUCAAGCUCAUCGACCGCAACGACAACGCGCCGUCCAUCGGUUUCGUCUCCGUGCGCCAGGGGGCGCUGAGCGAGGCCGCCCCGCCUGGCACAGUCAUCGCCCUAGUGCGGGUCACCGACCGGGACUCCGGCAAGAACGGACAGCUGCAGUGCCGGGUGUUGGGUGGAGGAGGAACCGGCGGCGGCGGCGGCGGCCUGGGCGGGCCGGGGGGUUCUGUCCCCUUCAAGCUCGAAGAGAACUAUGACAACUUCUACACGGUGGUGACCGACCGUCCCCUCGACCGGGAGACGCAGGACGAGUACAACGUGACGAUCAUCGCGCGGGACGGGGGCUCGCCUCCCCUCAACUCCACCAAGUCCUUCGCAGUCAAGAUUCUGGAUGAGAACGACAACCCUCCCCGUUUCACCAAAGGGCUGUAUGUGCUGCAGGUGCACGAGAACAACAUUCCCGGAGAGUACCUGGGCUCUGUGCUCGCCCAGGAUCCCGACCUGGGUCAAAAUGGCACCGUGUCCUAUUCCAUCCUGCCCUCGCACAUCGGCGACGUGUCCAUCUACACUUACGUGUCCGUCAACCCCACCAACGGGGCCAUCUACGCCCUGCGCUCCUUUAACUACGAACAGACGAAAGCCUUUGAGUUCAAGGUGCUGGCGAAGGACUCCGGGGCGCCCGCGCACCUGGAGAGCAACGCCACGGUGAGGGUGACCGUGUUAGACGUGAAUGACAACGCUCCGGUGAUCGUACUGCCCACGCUGCAGAACGACACCGCCGAGCUGCAGGUCCCGCGCAACGCCGGCCUGGGUUACCUGGUGAGCACCGUGCGCGCCCUGGACAGCGACUUUGGAGAGAGCGGGCGCCUCACCUAUGAAAUUGUGGAUGGCAACGAUGACCACCUGUUUGAGAUCGAUCCGUCCAGCGGGGAGAUCCGUACGCUGCACCCCUUCUGGGAGGACGUGACCCCCGUCGUGGAACUCGUGGUGAAGGUGACAGACCACGGCAAGCCCACGCUGUCCGCGGUGGCCAAGCUCAUCAUUCGCUCUGUGAGUGGCUCCCUGCCAGAGGGGGUACCCCGCGUGAACGGGGAGCAGCACCACUGGGACGUGUCGCUGCCGCUCAUCGUGACUCUGAGCACCAUCUCCAUCAUCCUCCUAGCGGCCAUGAUCACCAUCGCUGUCAAGUGCAAGCGGGAGAACAAGGAGAUCCGCACUUACAACUGCCGCAUCGCUGAGUACAGCCACCCGCAGCUGGGCGGGGGCAAGGGCAAGAAGAAGAAGAUCAACAAAAACGAUAUCAUGCUGGUGCAGAGCGAGGUGGAGGAGAGGAACGCCAUGAACGUCAUGAACGUGGUGAGCAGCCCCUCCCUGGCCACCUCCCCCAUGUACUUUGACUACCAAACCCGCCUGCCCCUCAGCUCGCCCAGGUCAGAGGUGAUGUAUCUUAAACCAGCCUCCAACAACCUGACUGUCCCGCAGGGACACGCAGGCUGCCACACCAGCUUCACCGGACAAGGGACUAAUUCGAGCGAGACCCCUGCCACUCGGAUGUCCAUAAUUCAGACAGACAAUUUUCCCGCAGAGCCCAAUUACAUGGGCAGCAGGCAGCAGUUUGUUCAAAGUAGCUCCACGUUUAAGGACCCAGAGAGAGCCAGCCUGAGAGACAGUGGGCACGGGGACAGUGAUCAGGCUGACAGUGACCAAGACACUAACAAAGGCUCCUGCUGUGACAUGUCUGUUAGGGAGGCACUCAAGAUGAAAACUACUUCAACUAAAAACCAACCACUUGAACAAGAGCCGGAAGAGUGCGUUAAUUGCACAGAUGAAUGCCGAGUGCUUGGUCAUUCUGAUAGGUGUUGGAUGCCCCAGUUCCCUGCAGCCAAUCAGGCUGAAAAUGCAGAUUAUCGCACAAAUCUCUUUGUACCCACAGUGGAAGCUAAUGUUGAGACUGAGACUUACGAAACUGUGAAUCCCACUGGGAAAAAGACUUUUUGUACAUUUGGAAAAGACAAGCGAGAGCACACUAUUCUCAUUGCCAAUGUCAAACCUUAUUUAAAAGCCAAACGUGCCCUGAGCCCUCUCCUCCAGGAGGUCCCCUCCGCUUCCAGCAGUCCAACCAAGGCAUGCAUUGAGCCUUGCACCGCAACCAAAGGCUCCCUGGAUGGUUGUGAAGCAAAACCCGGAGCCCUGGCCGAAGCAAGCAGUCAGUACUUGCCCAAUGACAGUCAAUACCUGUCCCCUAGUAAGCAACCGAGAGACCCUCCCUUCAUGGCUUCCGACCAGAUGGCAAGAGUCUUCGCAGAUGUGCAUUCCAGAACCAGCCGGGAUUCUGGAGAGUUGGGUCCUGUCCUGGAGCAACCUGAUCACCCCAACAGGGAUCUGGGCAGAGAGUCUGUGGAUGCAGAGGAAGUUGUGAGAGAAAUUGAUAAGCUUUUGCAGGACUGCCGAGGGAAUGACCCGGUCGCUGUGCGAAAAUGAGGAAAGCAAGCAAGCAAGCAAGCAUUGGCAAUUUCUUGUCUCUUCUGUUGAGCUAAAAAUAAAUAAAUAAAUAAAAGUGAUUGCUCCUGGUGACAACCCCUUUUAUAAGGGAUGGACGAAGACCAAUGCUGCUUCAGGCUUUUAGUGAACAUCUGAGGUGCCCACAAGUACGUUCUUUUCACUGCUGUUUCUUUUUUCAGAAAUAACAAUGGUUUCAUUUUGACAAAACUUAUAUUUAGGACAGAAUGAAUGAUGCUUAAUGAGGAAAGAAAAAGAGAGAGAGAAGAAAAUGAAGAGAAAAGAAAGAGGAGGAUGAGGAGACAUGUAAAACCUUUUGACAAUCUGUUAGGAAGGUUUGCACUGGUGUGAACUGAAGUAUUUCUCAUCACUCUAAGACUGUCCUCUGUGAUUUAUGCUGACAUAUCUGUUUACCUAUUAAUCCCAUAAAAAACAAACAAACAACAGCAGGGUCAUAAUUUGUGCUCUGUGGUGGAUUUCUAGCAACCAUCACAGGCUUCUACUGAAAGUCCGAAAAAGACCUUGCAGUAGUCCAAGCUACACCAAACAUUAAUACAUAGUUGUGGUAAACAUUUCUGUAUAAAGUUACCUGCCACACAUAUAAACACAAAGAGCAUUCCGUAUCAUUAGUCAAAAACAAACAAUACAAAAAAGCAAAAACAAAAACAAAAAAAAAAAACAAAAAACAAUUCCUUCCCUGGUCAUUUGUAAGACACCUCAUGUCGUAUAAAGUUAAAUGUAAAAAGAGAUAUAGUCCAUUUUGUCCAGCACACAUGUAGACUAAUUCACUUCAUUAAAAAGAAGAAAAUUUAGGACAAGGUAAAAUAAAAUAAAGGAGAAAAUUAAAAAUGCCUAGUGAGCAUUUUAGUGUCCAACAAAGAUAAACUAUGAUAGGUUUGUUUUAAAUUUGACUUAGAAAAACAUCCUGAAAAAAUGGUUAGCAUUGAGUGGCAAAUAUUCAGAGAGAAUCAACAUGAUGAUUAUGCUUUAUUCAUUUGUGGACACUAAAAAAGCUCAGGAAAGUGAAAAUGUCUUAGACAUACACAAAUCAUAUGACCAUUUAAAUGUGCAAAUGUAAGAAGAUUCAAUGUGUUUACAUCAAAUGACAUAUUUUUUAUUGAUUUAUUGCAGAUUCCGUGCAUAUGAGCCAAAUUGUUGAGUGUAUAAGAGCUAUAUUGUGUAUUUUAUUAAAUUAAUAUAUAGUUGUGUUGCAAAAAUAUUUGGGCUUAUAUUGUAAAUGGCAAGUGUUGCCUCGGUAGCUGUCGAACUCUAUGAGUUUUGUUUUUCCCUGCUUCCUUGUCCCCAUGGAGUGUGGGAAGCAGUGCCUCAGAGCAAAGUCUCUCGUUUAAUGUAUAGUCUACCAAGUACUACAGUAAAUAAUCUGUUCAGAAUGUGUUUGAGUGAGCUGAUGGAGCUAACUGAAAGGUCAAAAAAUUACAUCUGUCAGUCAUGUUUCUGUGCAAGUCCUUGUAGAAGCUUUUAUUAAAGUCAUGCUAAAUCACAAGAAUUACAUUUGUACCAAUACCUGAAACUUUAUCAUGUCAUAUUUGAUAACAUACAGUUUCUGCCUAUGUAGAUAUCCUUUCAUUAGUUGGUUCUCAAAAGUAUCUUCAGUGGUUCAGAUAUGUGUCUCCAUUCUAUUUCAAAAAAAAAAAAAAAGAAAAAAAGAAAAAAAGAAAGAAAGAAAAACAUGACAAAUGCUUUAAUGCAUGUUUGGUACCAGCACUGGUUAUUUGCAGUGUGUAGUGUAUUUCAAGACAUCUGGGUCUUAACAAAAAUCUGUUUUCUGUAUUACAGUGUCCCUCCACUUCUUUUUAUUGGUGUCCUUUAAGAACAAUACACUUUUUCUUCCAUUGUUUGGUUGUACUUUUUCAUAUGACAUUUACCAAGUUUCAAACGUACUUCCAUUUGAGGCUAAGAAACCUUUAAUUUCAGGAAUUGGGGAAAAUAAAGUCAAAUUAACACUUUCAGAAGUUGUAGCAGAUGGGAAAAUGCCUUGAUUGACAUUUUCCUUCAGCAUUUUUUUUUUUUUGGCAUAUAACAGCUUCAUGGCAAACAGUUUUGAGCCCAUAUCAUAGAAAAUGUGGUGCUGAGUUAAAUAAAGGCUGUUUGUGCACUGGAGCAGAAAAAAAAUGUCUUAUUUGCAAACUGGUGGAGAAUUCUGUGCCUUCUUUCCUGGCCAUCAAGCCAGUGUAGAAACAGUAUAAAUUUCAUAAUGUCCUUAUACUCAAAACAGAAGCAAAACCAAACAUUGAAUUAAAUUAAGUUUUUAUAAUUUGAAACUCAAAAAGUUUUACUGAAAAUAUUUCCAUAAAAUGACAUCAAGAUUUUGGACUGUACCUCGUUCGCAAAAUUGCUUUGGAGGGAAAGAGUGGAUAACUCCUAUCAGCCUUAUUCUCUUGAGAACUGUGUUUGGUUCCUAUUAACAGCCUUUCCAAAGCUCUACUCCUUGUUUUUAUUAAUCAAUGUUUAAAUUAGAAAAGAAGGGAACUUGUACAUGUGAAAAUUAAUUGACUAUAUUUUGGACAAUUUAUGUAUCUGAAAUUUGUUCUCUGUUACAUGAUGUUGUCGGCUUUUUUUUUUUUUUUCAGUUUGCCAGAGACGACAGGUUGCUUUAGAUUGAUAGUUGAAGUAUGAUGGCAAAUUGAUUUCUAUUUAGUUUUACCAAGUGUUGCCUCUCUCUUACUAGACACAUAAUCACUUAGUAAGAUCUAAAGCAGGAUAUAAAUGAAAUCAAUAGAGUAUGGUUUAUUUUUAAAACAUGCUUAGUACAAAGUAACCAGUAGUUUAAUUUGUUAUAUGUGUCUGAAGACUUUGCAACACCAGAAGAUUCUAAUCAGUUGUGCCAAUGUAGGAGGGACUUACCUUCAGGCUCUCUAUCACCAGUGAUUUCCUAGCAUUAGCUGUUUAACACAUUAUCUGUACUUAGUAAUGAUUAUUUAUUUACAAGUUGGUGGUAAUUCAGCAAUUGGGACUCUAAGCUUUUGUAGUUGAGGGAAUCAUGCUUUCAUUCAUUCCCUGGCAACUAUCUUUAUCACAGACCUCUGGUGCUUGGCUUCCAAGAAAGCCUAUGAGAUGCCAAAAUUCCACUUUUGGGGAUCCUUUCCUCUAAUGGGUGAUGCAUAAUCAUUGAGAUCUGAAGAGGUUUCAGCAUAAUUUAGAAUGCUUAAAAAAGUUCUAAUGUACAUUUUUCAAACACUAACCCUCAAGAAAAUCCCAAAUACUCAAAAUGAAAAGUUUGGUACUAGUUUUUGUUUUUGUUUCUGUUUCCCCUCCUUAGGUCCUUGCAUAACUGAAGUUAAGCACAGAAAAUAAAUUUGUUUAUGAGCAUCUUAGUAAUAAGAAAAUGAAAGUUCUAAAACUGUCUUACUGAUGAACUACAAUUUUUUAAAACAUCAAUAAUAAAAUAAUCUUUUAAUGAGAUAUUCAGAUGAAUAAAUUUUUUAUUACUAAAAUAGUAAGAAUCAGUGUUAGUUAUACUAUACCAAAGUAAACAUUAAAGAGACAUAUCAUAUGUAAUUUCAAGGAAUAUUUUCAUGUUGUUUCUAAACCUUACACACUUACCCUUACUGCAGGCAACAUUCAAAAAGUGACUCCCUACUCUAUAAAUUAAUUGAAACUCUAGUUGGGAAAUUGACUUCCUCCUCUUCCCCCCCCCCCUUGCAAAUUAUCUGAGAUCUUGUAAAUCAUGACUUCACUUUAAAGGAUCUAGACCCUCCUCAAUUUAAAAAAAAUGGCACCAUCAAAAAAAGUCAUCUAGGAAUAAUGCAGUAUGUUUUAUUAGAACCAGGUAAAAGCUGUUUGUUGUUUAAUGGAAUAGAAGUUGCUGAGGUCAACAAAUACACUGAGGUCUGGCAUAAUAUAUGCCCACUCAUAAUUGUCUAAUUACAUUCUUUUGACAACAGACAGCACUUAUCAGAGCAUUAAUUCAAAUGAGAAUUUUGGCUAUCAAGAUUUGUAGAUUCGAAGCAUAAUUGAAUGAGAACUGAUUAAAGUCUGACUUCCCUGGUCCCAGUGUUUUACAGGUUAGCUAUUCCCAUUUACCAAUCUCAUCACUCCAUAACGUUCUUAGUUCCACCAAGUGAUUGGUGAACAAGGACCAUAACAACAAAAGCAGCAUACAUUGUAUGGAUUUAUCUCAACGCUCUUGUUUAAUGGCUGUGUUUAAUGUGACCUAUCUGGAAAUUGAGGACUCCGAAUAAAAAGUUAUUACUAAUA
Messenger RNA from Dipodomys spectabilis (banner-tailed kangaroo rat), 7848 nucleotides. RefSeq names its product protocadherin 17 (gene Pcdh17). The coding region runs from base 124 to 3612 and encodes 1162 amino acids. Lineage: Eukaryota; Metazoa; Chordata; Mammalia; Rodentia; Heteromyidae. Gene Ontology annotation, cellular component: plasma membrane. Gene Ontology annotation, biological process: homophilic cell-cell adhesion. Gene Ontology annotation, molecular function: calcium ion binding. The transcript is spliced from 4 exons. The record is from RefSeq and is a predicted model, not a curated record.